Molecule: messenger RNA, 871 nt
Organism: Trifolium pratense (red clover)
Lineage: Eukaryota; Viridiplantae; Streptophyta; Magnoliopsida; Fabales; Fabaceae
Exons: 4
Coding region: 101-454 (117 amino acids)
Biological process (GO): regulation of DNA double-strand break processing
Cellular component (GO): nucleus; site of double-strand break
Source: RefSeq, a predicted model, not a curated record
CUCAAUAGUUUCAUAGCUACACCUACAAAGAAAACUGACAAGGUAUAGUGAUAUAUUCCCAUAUAGCAACAACACUCAAUGCAUACUCAAACAUACUCUAAUGUUGUCUGAUGUUGGGUUUAUGAAUAGGACUCAGAGCCAAAACCAGAAGAGAAAAACAAGAAGGAUGUGGAUAGUUCUGCUGCCUUUCCAGAACCUGGCACAGUACCUGGAAGUAGUUUCAGAAUGCAGCCUCAAAGCAAAAUCUCUCAUCCUUACCAUGUUAUCAUUGAAGGUUUGGGAUCUGCGCAAAACAAAGGAAUCAUUGAAGGUAUUUGAAGAACUGCCAAAUAACUACGGACAAACAAAUAUUGGUUUCACUUACAGUCCUGAUGAGCAGCUAUUUUUUACUGGAACAUCCGUGGAAAGGGAUAGCGCAACAAGAGGUUUAUUGUGCUUCUUUGAUAGAUUAUAAAUCUUGAGCUUGUUUCAAAAGUUGGCAUCCUAAACUGAAUCAGAAAGGUGGUAUGAUUAAGGAGACAUGGAUGGAUGAGGAUCCGAGGUAAGCUAUCCUAAAAUAUGUUGGUGUUGCAAAGGAACCAAAGUUCAUAGCUUCAGCAUAUGCCGAAAGUCAACCUGAACCAUUGUUUGCAAAGUCAGAUUCUGAGGAUGAAGAGAAAUGAGUGUAUCAUGAAAUUAUCAUUGCUGGUAUCAAUGCAGCAGUAACAGCAGACAAGAGUGAGUCAGAACUCAGAAACUGUUCCUUGUUCCAACAUGCGGAGAGGUACCCUCCUCGGCAAAGCUUCAUUAAUACGAACUGGAAUGAUGAUGUUGAACUUCGUAGGACUACAAAGUUUUAUCGAUCUUGUUAGAGAAGUAUUAAUGUGUACAU